CUGUGGAGGGCAUCCGUAAGAAGGAUAUUCAGGAAAUUAAGGCCAUGCGAAAUCCUCCUCCUGCAGUCAAAAUGGCUCUUGAGGCCAUCUGCCUUCUGUUGGGCGAAAAGUCAACAGACUGGCGUCAAAUCCUAACCAUUAUUGUAAAGGAUUCUUUCGUCCCAAGUAUCCUCAACUUCGACACUGAGGAAAUCACUGAUUCAAUCCGCGAGACAAUGAAAAAGAAGUAUAUUGAAAACCCUGAAUUCAAUUAUGAAAAGGUGAACAGGGCCAGUACAGCUUGUGGACCAAUGGUCAAAUGGGCUAUUGCACAGAUUGGAUAUGCAGAUAUUCUGAAGAAGGUGGAACCUCUACGAGACGAGUUAAAGGCUCUUGAGGACGCGGCUAGUGCAAACGAAAAGAAAGCUGAGGAUGUGGAAGCAACGAUAGGCGCUCUCGAAAAGUCGAUUGCCAAAUACAAAGACGAAUAUGCCGUCCUAAUUAGCCAGGCCCAGUCAAUCAAGGCGGACUUGGCCUCAGUUGAAGCCAAGGUUGAGCGCUCAGUGGCUUUGAUCAAGUCAUUGAGCAGCGAACGUACACGGUGGGAGGCGGGCUCAGAGACAUUUAAGUCUCAAAUGGCUACAAUCAUUGGCGAUUGCCUUCUUUCCUCGGCCUUCAUGGCUUACGCUGGUUAUUUCGACCAGAGUCUGCGUCUUAGUCUUGUCUCAUCGUGGGCUGUUCAUCUGAAUGCUGCCGGUAUCCAGUUUAGACCUGAUCUGGCUCGUGUUGAAUAUCUAUCGACUCCCGAUGAGCGACUGCGUUGGCAAGCCAGUGUUCUGCCUGAUGAUGAGCUCAGUGUUGAAAACGCCAUUAUCCUUCGCCGAUUCAAUCGAUAUCCCCUUAUAAUCGAUCCAAGUGGUCAGGCGAUCGAGUUCCUUAUGGAAGAGUACAAAUCAAAGAAAAUUGCCAAAACCUCUUUCCUUGAUGACGCUUUUAGAAAGACCCUUGAAUCUUCGCUGCGGUUUGGAACACCGCUUCUGGUACAAGAUGUUGAAUCAUACGACCCAAUUCUCAAU
Messenger RNA from Hydatigera taeniaeformis, 1055 nucleotides. The record is from the annotation of a GenBank genome assembly. Lineage: Eukaryota; Metazoa; Platyhelminthes; Cestoda; Cyclophyllidea; Taeniidae.